Pelecanus crispus (Dalmatian pelican) is the source of this 1001-nucleotide messenger RNA. The record is from RefSeq and is a predicted model, not a curated record. Lineage: Eukaryota; Metazoa; Chordata; Aves; Pelecaniformes; Pelecanidae.
UUGCCGCUGGGCUCUGGCUCUAGGAUGUUGGAGAACCGAGAGGAAGAGCUGACCACAGUGCGUGUUCAGGACCCCCGGGUGCAGAACGAAGGCUCCUGGAACUCUUAUGUGGAUUAUAAAAUCUUCCUCCACACCAACAGCAAGGCCUUUACUGCCAAGACCUCAUGCGUGCGGCGCCGGUACCGUGAAUUCGUGUGGCUGAGGCGGCAGCUCCAGAAGAAUGCUGGCUUGGUGCCUGUCCCAGAGCUGCCCGGGAAAUCCACCUUCUUCGUGGGCAGCACGGAUGAAUUCAUCGAGAAGCGGAGACAGGGACUGCAGCAGUUCCUGGAGAAGGUUGUGCAGAACGUCGUCCUCCUCUCCGACAGCCGGCUGCACCUCUUCCUGCAGAGCCAGCUCUCGGUCCCCGAGAUAGAGGCGUGCGUGCAAGGCCAGGGCUCGCAGACGGUGACAGAAGCCAUCCUGCACUACGCCAUGUCCAACUGCGGCUGGGUGCAGGAGGAAGAGAGCCGCCCCGCGCUGCUGCCGGGAGGGGACCUGCACGGCAGCUGUGCCGGCCUGGGAAGCCCGCAGGGUCCGAGCUGCCUAGAGACCUUCCCGCACUGGAGCGACUUCGGCAUGGACGACACCCACUCGGACAGUCCGGAUGAGCCAGCUGAGCCCUUGGGCGGACGGCGUGAGAUGCAGUAAUCGGCUCUAGUGACCUCACCUGCCUUCCCGGGACCUGCAGCCCUCGCUGGAAGAGGGACCGCUGCUGAGCCAGAGGGAUGUCCAGGCUGGUGGGACUGGGGCUGCACUGGGAACACGGCCUUGUCCUUGGCUCUGCGGUGUCUGGGGCUCACGUGCUCUCUCCCCACUGACUCUCGACUGUCCUUGAUGUCCCAGGCAGUGUGUUUGUAUCGCUCUUCUCUUUCGAGAAGAGAGCUAGUGGUUAGUGAAACCCGUGUUUGUUGUUCCCAUGGCCUUUGCUCUCUGACUGGAGCAGUAGCAGGGCUUAGUUAGGU